AUGGUCCAUCGAAACUAUCAGCAUGUCCUUGCCUUUGUCUUUGCUAUUGAUGAGAUCAACAAGGAUGCUGAAGUAUUACCCAACACCACGCUGGGAUCCAAGAUCUAUGAGAAUGUUUUUAAUUCCGUGCUCACCGGUCUGAACACUCUGAAACUUCUGUUUACGGAGCAUGGGGAUCCUGUCAAUUAUAACUGUGCCAGAAAUGAUGAAUUAAUAGCUGUUAUUGGUGGGCUCACCUCCCAAAACUCCAUCCAGAUGGCCAAACUCUUUACUACCUACAAGAUACCACAGCUCAGCUAUGGCUCCUUUGAUCCAGCCCUAAAGGAGAAAACUCAGUUCCCUUCUUUCUACCGGAUGGUCCCCAAUGAAGAGGCUCAGUAUGUCGGAAUCGUGCAGCUGCUCAAGCAUUUUGGGUGGACCUGGAUUGGCCUCAUUGCUUCAGACAAUGACGGUGGAGAAACAUUCCUUCGGUCCCUGAGACCAAGGCUUUUGCUGAGUGAGAUUUGCAUUGCUUGGAUGCACAUGAUCCCAACAGUGACACCAUUUUUACCAGAUGAAUUAUUUGAAGAAAAAUGGAGACCGAUUCAAAUGACCCUCUUGUGGAGUGAAAUCAAUGUGACCCUCAUCUAUGGUGACAAUCAUUCUCUGGAGGUUUUGAGAAUGAUGUUCUACUGGACGGAGUUUGUUCACACCAACCCUUUAGAGAGGCUUCACUCUUUUCUGAGAAGCAUCCACUUUAAUAAUAGUGCUGAGGAAGAAAUCUUCUUUGAUGACAACGGGGACCUGGCAGGUGGAUACGAUCUCAACAACUUGGUCACCUUCCCCAAUGGAUCAUUCCAGAGAGUUCAAGCUGGAAGGGUGGACCCUCAAGCUACUCCAGAAGAUGGGUUCACCAUUAAUGGGAGUGCCAUUGUGUGGAAUCAACAGUUUAAUCAGAUGCUGCCCAGGUCCACCUGUGUGGAGAGCUGCCACCCCGGUCAGAGCAGGGUUGUCCAGCAGGGGAAGCAAGUCUGUUGCUACGAUUGCCGUGAGUGCCCCAAAGGGGGGAUUUCAAUGCAGCUGGAAGCAGACCAAUGUGAGAUGUGCCCAGAAGAUCAGUAUCCAAAUGAGAAGCAGGACCAGUGUAUUCCUAAAGAAAUCAGCUACCUCUCUUACCAGGAACCAUUGUCAGCAGCUCUGGUGUCCUUAGCUAUCUUCCUUUCUGUGAUCACAGCUGUGGUCACUGGGACCUUCAGUCUGCACUGUGACACCCCCAUCAUCAAGGCCAACAACUGGAGCAUCACGUGUGCCCUGCUCGCCUCCCUGCUGCUCUGCUUCCUCUGCUCCUUCCUCUUCAUUGGGAAACCUGGGAGGGUGACCUGCCUUCUCAGGCAAACUUUCUUUGGCAUUGUCUUCUCCAUCGCUGUGUCCUGUGUCUUAGCAAAGACCAUCACGGUGGUGUUGGCCUUCAUGGCCACAAAGCCUGGAAACAGGAUGAGGAAAUGGGUGGGGAAGAGACUGGCCGCAUCUGUCAUUGUUCUCUCUUCACUCAUUCAAGCUGGCAUCUGUGUGGUGUGGCUGGCAGCUUCUCCCCCUUUCCCAGAGUUUGACAUGCACUCUGAGAUCAGUCAGAUCAUUGUUCAAUGCAACGAAGGCUCAGACCUCAUGUUUUACCUUGUCCUGAGCUACAUGGGCUUUCUGGCCACCAUCAGCUUCACGGUGGCUUUCCUGGCCAGGAAGUUGCCUGAUAGCUUCAAUGAAGCCAAGCUGAUCUCCUUCAGCAUGUUGGUCUUCUGCAGUGUGUGGGUGUCCUUCGUGCCCACGUACCUGAGCACCAAAGGGAAAUAUAUGGUGGCUGUGGAAAUAUUCUCCAUCCUGGCCUCUGGUGCUGGCUUGCUGGGCUGUAUCUUCCUUCCCAAGUUCUACAUCAUCAUGCUGAGGCCUGAGAUGAACACCAGAGAGCAGUUAGUCAGGAAAAACUAUGGUUACAAUUGA
Varanus komodoensis (Komodo dragon) is the source of this 1974-nucleotide messenger RNA. Its product is annotated as vomeronasal type-2 receptor 26-like. Lineage: Eukaryota; Metazoa; Chordata; Lepidosauria; Squamata; Varanidae. Gene Ontology annotation, biological process: G protein-coupled receptor signaling pathway. Gene Ontology annotation, cellular component: membrane. The transcript has 5 exons. Gene Ontology annotation, molecular function: G protein-coupled receptor activity. The record is from RefSeq and is a predicted model, not a curated record. Bases 1 to 1974 code for a protein of 657 amino acids.